AUGUACAAGCUUCUAUUCGUGGAGAUGUCCAAGCGUGGUGUGCACGAGCUAGAUGCGCUUCCGUGCGCCUUGCGCUUUCUGCUGUCUGACCCCCUGUACCGGUACAUGUUGCCCACGAACGGAAACCGAUCGAUGACUAGGUACAAACCACACACACACAACUACUUACCUACUCUACCUAGCCGGCCUCGAGCUUGCGAUGGUGACAGGGCCUCGCCAGCAUACCAAUCCCCCACUCCCCACGCUCAGAGUGGUUCAUGGGCACCACCCCCACCCCCGGCCUCGAACUCGUGGGCCCCGCAGCAACAGCAGCAGCAGCAGCAGCAACAUGUAGCUGGGGGAUAUAAUACGGGCACAUAUGGCGACGUUGGACAAGCAGCUUCGGCGCCGCAACCAUCGUAUCCACCACAGCUUGAGCCUCCGCCUCCACCUCCACCUCCGAAACCUCAAGGCUUUGCGGCUGCAGUCCACCGACAGCAACAGCAGUAUGAGCAACAACAACAACAGUAUCAGCAGCACCAACAACAACAUAUACCAGCAUUUACCCCACAAACACAACAGGGAGACUAUGCAGCGCCAGGAGCAUCGCAGCAAUAUGGCCAUGUUGCUCCUCCGCCUCCCUCAGCAACACCGGGCGGAUCCUACUUCCCACCGGCCCAAGCAGGACGCCCUGGCUCCAUGUAUAGCGCAAGUCAAAUUGGAGCACAAGCGACCCCUCCUCCGACUGGGCCUCAACAUACACAUGUACCACCUCCAAUGAAUGUGCAAAGUGCUUAUACCACACCGGGAACUCAUGCGUCUCAACCACCACUUCCAGCAUGGCAGCAUGCACAGUAUGUCCCUCAACCGGCAGGGAACACCAGUAUUGGACACACACAACCCACGGUAACCCCAGGAUUCCAAACGCCGGUCCGCCAGGACGCACUGUCGCGACAUUCACAACAAAUACUGCAGCCCCAUACAUCCUAUGGGAUACAGCCACCACAGCCAUACAACCAUCAAGCCCAGAAUCAGUACGUGCCACCGCAAGAUCAGCAUGGCCAUCAUCCAUCGGCCCAACAGGGGCCUUAUGGUCAGUCUGUUCCUCCGCAGUAUCCAGUGCAACAAGAGGUGCCUCCUCAGCCGGCAUAUGGCCAAACGCAACCAAGUGGUAUGGCGCAACAGGUCUACAAUCCAGGCCAUCAAGCUCAAUGGCAAACGCUCCCGCAACAGCAGGAAGGCCCUUCAACACUCAACGACUCGUGGCAGACAAGCCAUCAAGUGCAAGGUUCAUUUCCUGUGCAGCAACAUGAAGCGUCGAACACAACGGGUCGGUCUAACACCACAACACCACAACAUUACAACCGAUUAAGUCCACAGAGCCAACCUGUGUCUCCGAUUGGUCCAUCACAGAGCAUCAGUCCUGGCUCUGGGGUGCAUGAUAAUCGUGGGCGUUCCGAGAGUAUAUUUUCUAGCAUAUCGCCUGAUCACCGAGCACAGCAACCCAGUCAUGGCACUCCUUCUACUACACCAGUACCGUCUCGGGAAGAUAAAUCGAGGUUCAGCGCACUGGGAGCUGGUGGUCCUUCUGACUGGGAGCGCCUUGGUGGCGACGGCGAAGAGAUCGAUGACGAAGAAGCUUUCGGUAGCAAGAAGGAACAGGAAAGCACCGUCACGCGUCCACCGGAGAGCAUAGAAUUGCCUGCUCAUGUUCCUUCACCCCCAUCUACGCAUGGCUGGUCAAGCCCUGCACAGUCGAAUCCCUCACAUUCUCGUGAUCGUAAAAGCACCUAUGUGCCAUCUCCUCCAUCUGCUACCGAGCCCUCCUUGAACGUUACGAAGUUGCCAACACUAUCCACGAUACCAGGGGCCGCCAUGAGCAAUGAAUCGGGCGCCUAUCAGCAGACCCCCACUCAAGCCCCAGCUCAUUGGAAUUCGCAUGUCAACGAGCAGCACAAGGCAGAAUUGACAGCGAAAGAUGAAGCUCUUGAGCGCCUACAAUUAGAUACCGAGAAAGAGAAGGCCAACCUCGAGGCUGAGAUUGGAAAGCUCAAGGUGGAAUUGGAGACUACCAAAUCGGAUGCAGUCGACGAAGUGAGCCAGCUCCGCGCGGAAUUGAAUGCACUAAAGAUUACAUCAGAGCAAGUGGCAGCGGAGCUUGCUACGGUGAACGCGGAGAAAGACGCCACGAUAGAGCGCAUGAAGGAGGAUGCAGAAGGCAAGGAGCAUAAUAUCGAUGAAAGGGAUGCUAUCAUCGCCAACCUCAGAGGCCAGAUCGAAGCCGAGAAGCUCAAGGAGAUUCCCAAGCCUACACCUGCCGACCUGAUCCCCGAUAUAGAUCCUUGGUACAUUGGAUCGCUGGAAAGAUACAUCGCCAUGCUAAGGAACGAAGCAAACGAACCGCAGGUUGAAGAAAAGAUCAAGACGUUUCGAGCUUUCUGCAAGGCAGAGUCGGAGAUCAGAGGUAUCAAUUAUUACGAUGCUCCACCACCGGCGCCUUCAAACAUCUCACAUAUGCAGCAACAACUGGAGCAACCAGUAACAGAGGAUCUAAAUGUCAAUAUACCACGGCAGCCGCUGCAAGAAGACGAUGAUGAUUACGACUUCAGUCCUGGAGGGCGGCCCAUAUUGAAAAGUUUCCCCUGUCAAGCAGCAGCUGGGCGAGCUUCGACACAGUCUCAAACGAACGCUUCAUCGCAAUCAACCACAAUCUUGACCCCAACGAGUUCAGUCGAAGGGGACGCAAGCAAGACCCCGGUUCAGUGUGUAGCUGAGGAAGCCUCUCAGCCACAGUAUAAGGCUUAUGUGCCAGCCGCUAGCGUUGCAGAUUGUGCCCCCCUCAGGCACCGGUCCGCAUCCUCCUUCUCAAGUACCCCUGUCUUGUCAUCCUCGUCAGGUCACAGUAAAGGACCCGAUGAGAUAUUCUUCGGGGCUCACAACGAAUCGCGACCCAAGACCAACAGUCGGCCGACCAGUAGUAGCGAUAGUCCCGUUGCCAUCCCCGCCCCGCUCAAGUUUGCAUCGAGCCGGCCAGGAUCCAUAGCUGCACCUUCGAAACAAACUCCAAGCGAUGCACUGCGCCACUUGUUACCGGAACGUCUCGUGCCUGUUACUACGAGCCGUUUCAUCGAUGGAGCCCGAGCACGAUUUGAGACUGUGAAGUCGAAAGCGGUAAGUGCAGAAGAAUUGACGAAAGCUUGGGAGAAAUCGGCAUCUCUUAACCGACGAAAGAGGGAUGAUGCUCGCCGGAAGCGUCAAGAGGAGAACGAGGAACACAACGAUGAUCUCUUCAACAACGAUGAAAUCUCAUAUGCUGAGAUGAACCAGCGCGAAGAGGCUUUCAAACUAGAAGAGGCUCGAUUAAAGGCCCAGGAAGACCGUGAUGAGUACAACAGUUAUGUCGAGGUAGUCUUUGAUCCCAUCUUUGAGGCCCUUCAGGUGGAUAUCAAAACACUUGCGGAGUUGCGCGUCGAAGUAGAGAGCGUGCUCCCGACUUCAGUAUCCGGCAUACAGGGUAUGCAAAGCAAGGAUGUGCCAAGUCCAAGAGAGUGCCUUGAACUUCUGCGGGAUAUACACGAGUUGGCCGAAAGAAGACAUGCCGCUGUGUUCGAAGCAGUCAUGGAGCGUGACAAACGCUACAAGAGGACCGAGGUCCAGCCUCUGUACGCCGCAGGCCAGAUAAGCAAGAUGAAGGAAGUGGAGAAGCAUUUUGAGAAUGCGGAGAAGCAGGCAAUACUGCAGGCCAAGCGCGAGAAAGCCGAGCGCGUAGCCGAGUUUGUCAAACUCACAGAGGAGGUUGUCAUCGACGCUGUCGGUAUUGAGCAAGGCGAGAUUGACCGUAUUGUCACCAUUGUGAAAGAAUUCGAAGACGGUCAAGGCGAUGCAGGAUUGCUGGGGCGAGCGCAUGAUGCCCUCAUAUCGCUGAAGGUUUCGUCCAAGGCGCUUCUUUGCCUGUUCAACAGCCUCGAGAUAUCGCUCAACGAUUCUGUCCUUGACGCUGAGAUUGCACAAGUCCAGGCACAAGGCGGCACUGCUGGUCGCUUGCAGGAACUCGAGAAUGAGAAGAGGGCAGGUGCGGCAAAGAUGACGGCGGAGUAUGAGCGCCGUAUCGCUGUGUUGGAACAGGACAAUGAUGAGAUUGAGCAAUUGAUAUUGAAGAAGAGGGGGAAGACAAAGGUGGAUGAAGGACAGGAAAGGGGGAAGGAAGAGAGAUUAAAGGCAGCGCUUGAGGAGGCGAAGAGGAGGAAUGGCCAGGCGUGA
Plenodomus lingam JN3 is the source of this 4239-nucleotide messenger RNA. Lineage: Eukaryota; Fungi; Ascomycota; Dothideomycetes; Pleosporales; Leptosphaeriaceae. The record is from RefSeq and is a predicted model, not a curated record.